AUAGAUAUGACAAAGCAAUCGAAGAAUACACUGUUAUAUUUGAAUCAAAUAUUAAACGAAAAUCCAUUUGAGAAGGGAAUAACGGAAUAUGAGUUUAAAAGAGACUGGCCUUCGCUGGAUUCAGCAAGU
Molecule: messenger RNA, 129 nt
Organism: Acaulospora morrowiae
Lineage: Eukaryota; Fungi; Glomeromycota; Glomeromycetes; Diversisporales; Acaulosporaceae
Source: the annotation of a GenBank genome assembly